Jaculus jaculus (lesser Egyptian jerboa) is the source of this 1619-nucleotide messenger RNA. It is a transcript of the gene Henmt1, whose product is annotated as HEN methyltransferase 1. The record is from RefSeq and is a predicted model, not a curated record. The coding region runs from base 120 to 1292 and encodes 390 amino acids. Gene Ontology annotation, biological process: RNA methylation; piRNA processing; siRNA processing. NCBI's taxonomy places the organism in Eukaryota, Metazoa, Chordata, Mammalia, Rodentia, Dipodidae. The transcript is spliced from 7 exons. Gene Ontology annotation, cellular component: cytoplasm; nucleus. Gene Ontology annotation, molecular function: RNA methyltransferase activity; O-methyltransferase activity.
UUGCUGCUGAUCAUUCCCCGAAGACAGACGCCUUGAAGGACAUAUCGCCAUUAAAAAAUACUAAUAAUACUAAUAAUAGCAGAAGUAAAAAUAAGCAUUAACGAAGCUUGGGUUACAAAAUGGAAGUGGAAGAAAACAACGUCCUGUACAACAGUGUGCUUGAUGAUAAUUUUAAAGAAGUUUGUCCAGAGAAAGUAAUAAAGUUUAAACCUCCAUUAUACAAACAACGGUAUCAGUUCGUUAAAGAUUUAGUGGAUCGCCAUGAACCCAAGAAGGUUGCAGACAUGGGAUGUGGUGAUACCAAACUCCUAAGGCUGCUGAAAGUCUACCCAUGCAUUCAACUGCUUGUUGGGGUAGAUAUCAAUGAGGAAAAAUUACAGUCGAAUGGGCAUUAUUUGUCUCCUUAUUUGGGAGAGUUUGUAAAACCCCGAGAUCUAGAUUUGACUGUCACCUUGUAUCAUGGCUCUGUUGUGGAGAGAGACUCUCGUUUGCUUGGAUUUGACUUGAUAACAUGUAUUGAAUUAAUAGAACAUUUGGAUUCAGAUGAUCUAGCCAGAUUUCCUGAAGUGGUAUUUGGAUACCUGUCACCAGGCAUGAUUGUCAUCAGCACACCAAACUUGGAAUUCAACCCCCUUUUCCCCACAAUGACCCUAAGGGAUGCAGAUCAUAAAUUUGAGUGGAGCAGAAUGGAGUUUCAGACCUGGGCCUCCCAAGUGGCGCACCGCUACAACUACCACGUGGAGUUCACGGGGGUAGGAGCACCCCCAGCCGGAGCUGAGCAUGUUGGAUAUUGUACCCAGAUAGGUGUCUUCAGAAGAAACAGUGGGAAGGCAGCCGAGUUGUGUGUGUCAGAGCAGCAUGACCAACAUGUUUACAAAGUGGUUUACACGACCACCUACCCAAGCUUGCAGCAGGAAAGGGUGCUCAAAUUUGUGCUGGUUGGGGAACUGCUGGUCCAAGUGGAGCACCUGCGGUUGCGGCAGCAGCGGAUGCUGCGGGAGGAGAAGGGGGCGCGGGGUCCUCAGCCGCAGGCCCCGCCCCUGCUGCUGGGCGCCGUCUUCACGGAGGCGGAGCAGGCGCGGAUAGAGAGCUCCCCCAAGCCCUUCUGCGAAGGAGAUAAGUUCUGCAUACCGCUGCGGAGGCUCCUGGCCUACCCCAAACUGCACCGCCUGCGCCUCGACGAAGACAGGAUGCGCCGCCUCAUUGCCGACUCGGUGUGCCUGAGCCGGGACGGCAGCGCCGUCGUGGUCGACCUGCACAGCGCCUGGGAUCGUUGGCCAGAGGAGAACUGAGCCCCCCGUGUCUCCUGAAGCCCAGAGUCGCCGUGAUCGUCGGGCUGGGCUCACUUACAACUUGAACUUUGUAUAGUUGGCAUUCAAGUCAAAUCUCGGAAGUUUUAACACAAAUCGGGUCCUAAACUAGUUGGCAGUGAUGUAUAGACGUAUAGAGUGCUUUUUUUACCUGAGAAAAAGGGUUAGGGUUUAACUAGAAGUGGUAUGCUUUCCUUUAAAAUUUGGUUUUUUCUUUGAUAUUUAUGAUAAUGAAAAAAUUUUGAACUUUACACUGAUUUUGGUAUGAGAGCUAUGUGUUGACUGUGACAUUAAAAAUUUGAAAUAUGA